GCGUGUCGUCACGUGCGCGCGAGAGUGAUACGCAACGCAGGACAGUACGCGCAGUGGAGUGCGAGCGUGAGAGGAUGGAGGCCGCAGAGCAGCAACGGAGCUCGAGUGACGGCGCGGCCGCCAGAGGAGCGGGAGUCCCGGGCAGCGGAGGCGGGGCAGGGUCGGGGGAAGGCGCGGAAGGCGAGAGGGACAGAGAUCGAGCCACCUUCGAGUGCAACAUCUGCCUGGACACCGCGAAAGACGCGGUCAUCAGCCUCUGCGGACAUCUGUUCUGCUGGCCAUGUCUUCAUCAGUGGCUGGAGACGCGUCCCAGCAGACAGCAGUGUCCCGUGUGUAAAGCAGGAAUCAGUCGAGAUAAAGUCAUCCCUCUGUACGGCCGCGGCAGCACCACCCAGGAAGACCCCAGAUUGAAAACCCCACCUCGACCCCAGGGUCAGCGGACAGAACCAGAGAGCAGAGGAGUGUUUCAGGGUUUUGGUGACACAGGGUUUCACAUGUCUUUUGGAAUCGGGGCUUUUCCGUUUGGCUUUUUCACCACAGUCUUUAACACCAACGACCCUUUUCAAAGACGAGAUCCUCAUUACGGAGGAGAUCUUCAAGCCGACGGCAUCCCCAACAACGGCAACAACUGGCAGGACUCGCUCUUCCUCUUCCUGGCCAUCAUCUUCUUCUUCUGGCUGCUGAGCGUGUGACGUGCUUUCAGGAGAUCAGCUGUCUGCGUCUCACACACACACACAUACACUCACACACACAUCGGUGUUGAGAGAGACAGUAUUAAUGAUUAAACACUACAGGAGCGGAUGAACAGCAUAUUUCACAUCAAAAUCAAUACAGACGCAAUGAGAAUUAUUGUGCAUUAAGGUUUGUCAUUUCUUUUGGAGUGAAAUAUGAGCUGAAAUAUGAGAUUUUUUUGAGAUCCACACUUUAUUAUAAUGUUUUCUGUGAGAUUUGGUUUGAAGGAAUGUCCUAAAGUCAUAAGCUAAUGGUGAUCAGACGCCGAGGCCAGUCCUGGGUUAGACGUUCAGGUCAGGACGAGCUCCGGUCAGGUCUGUUCAGGAAGUGUUUCCACAACAGUUCUAGCUGCUGUGUGUGUGUUGUGUACAGCAGACACACACCGUACGUCACAACUGUUAUUAUUAAUCACCUGAUACACAAGACAGUGGGUGGAAAAUUCACUGUGCAUUCAGUCGAGAUCAAAUUGUUGUCAUAUCCUGAAAGAGUAUAAUCAAGAAUGUUAGAACAAUUUUUAAAAGUGAGUUUAAUUUUCACACACCUUCAGAGUUCUCACAGGAGCGAGUGUUGUGAGCGUGAGCUGCGGUGUGUAUGUGAGUGUGUAUAUAUGUGUGUAUAUAUAUAUGGAUAUUGUAGAUGAUGUUUUCAAGCGUCUCUCUGUCAUUGGCUGUGACGUUUGAUUGACAGCCGGGAGGUGACGGUUUCCCGUCGGUUUUAACCGUUUGUCAUUGUAACAAACAAUCUGUGAACAAGAACAUUUCUGUGGAUUUCCUCUCUCUGCAAUGUGAUUGGCUGGUUUGAACCUCCGGUGACCACGCCCACGUGUGUAGUGUCACAGCAGGGGUCAUGUUGAUUGACAGCUACUGGACAUAAAGUGGGCGGGGUUUAUGCCCAGAAUCUGUUGAUUGCGGAUGAUUUUGGGUGGCUUUAGUUGAAAUGGCUCUUGUUUGUCUCUUUACUUUUGGCGUAUCGCUGGUUAAUUAUGUUUUUAACAAGUCUUUAUCGGCAUAAAAAUUCCUUUGGUAGAUAAAUUGCAUAUAAUUACUGUGCAUAUGCGGCAGAAAAUAAAGUGGGUGUGGCCUGUUUUCUGGCACUUGAGAAAUAAAUAUUUAAUACAAUC
Messenger RNA from Carassius auratus (goldfish), 1852 nucleotides. RefSeq names its product E3 ubiquitin-protein ligase RNF5-like. Gene Ontology annotation, molecular function: metal ion binding; ubiquitin protein ligase activity. Lineage: Eukaryota; Metazoa; Chordata; Actinopteri; Cypriniformes; Cyprinidae. Gene Ontology annotation, biological process: ubiquitin-dependent protein catabolic process. The transcript is spliced from 6 exons. Gene Ontology annotation, cellular component: endoplasmic reticulum. The record is from RefSeq and is a predicted model, not a curated record. The coding region runs from base 75 to 692 and encodes 205 amino acids.